GCACUGCCCGUCCCUGCGCCAACAACUCGGAUCGUUGUCCCUUAUUCCCUGCCCCCGGUUGGUCCUGCGCCAAAGCCUUCGGAUUCCACGCGAACCGCCUUCUUCCCUGAGCCGACUUCAAGUCGCUCGUCGCUCGUUUUAGUCGAUUGAAGGCCCUUCGGCUCUCCUCCAACAUGUCGAACAAAAAGAACGAGGACAUCGAGAUGCGGGCCGGCGAUGGCGGCUCCGACCUCGCCGCCGAGAAGGACCCGUUUCUGGGCCCGAACUCCCCCAUCUCCCACCGCACCGCCCGUCGCGCUGCUGGGUUCUCGGCCUACUUUGACAAGAUCGACCACAGCCCUGGCGCGUCCAUUCUCUCGUACUGUCUGGCGUCCAUUAGCAUGACUGUCGUGAAUAAAUACGUCGUGUCUGGGUCGGCGUGGAACCUGAACUUCUUCUACCUCGCUGUUCAGGUAGGUCGACACCGGGGACAUCUGUCAUGUACAGACAAUGAAGGGAGUGAAGUGGAAUGUACUGACGUUUUCUAGUCGACGGUCUGCACGCUCGCGAUUCUGCUUUCAAAGCACACUGGCUUGCUGAAGAAUCUGGCUC
This is a messenger RNA of Thermothielavioides terrestris NRRL 8126, 591 nucleotides long. RefSeq lists its product as uncharacterized. NCBI's taxonomy places the organism in Eukaryota, Fungi, Ascomycota, Sordariomycetes, Sordariales, Chaetomiaceae. Bases 174 to 527 code for a protein of 117 amino acids. The record is from RefSeq and is a predicted model, not a curated record. The transcript has a single exon.